UAAGAGAGUGAAAUGCAAGUUGUGCGGUCAGCAGUUGUCUGUGUCAAAUAAAUCCACUUGCAGUCUUAUUCGUCAUAUGGACAGACGGCACCAAUAUCGGUACAACAGGAAUUCUAGGCGGGAGCACCUUGAAGAAGAAGUACUUAUUAACAUCGAGGAUAACAGCCGUGAUCUCAUCAAGCCUCUUCCAAUGAAGAAGCAACGUCUAAGCAAUCAACAGGACUUCGAAAAACAAAGUAACACUUCUGUGCGGAAUCCACCACAGGAUGAGAGGGAUUUGGAGUACAAUAUUUGCUCGGUAGAUUCUACUCAAAUACAAAAAGAUUAUACAUCGCUAGUGAUGUAUCCUGACGAGGAUUGCGCUAUGGAUAAUGAACAAACUCUUACUAAUGAAAUUCUUGUGAAAAAAAGGACGCAGAGUUUGCCUAAAAAUGAGGCUACUAAUUUGGAAAAUUUUACGUCGGAUCCUUUAAUAUCUGUGUCGCGUGUGAAGCCGUUUACUAACAAAUCGCAAGGAUCGGAGGCUAAUAUAAAAUGGGAAGAAAUAUUUUCUCAAUAUAUAUUAUGCGAGCUUUAUAGAUAUGAGUACAACGACGCGCAGAGAUUGAAAGCACAACUCACGCAAGUUUGCCUAAAUUUUGAGCCACUUGAACAGGACGAAUAAUCAACUGUUUGCUUAAUUUAAUAUAUUCAGUUUUAUAAUUACUAAUGUAUAUUAGAAUAAGAUUGAUGAUAAAAAAAAAUAAAAUAAAAAUA
Rhagoletis zephyria (snowberry fruit fly) is the source of this 756-nucleotide messenger RNA. RefSeq lists its product as uncharacterized. NCBI's taxonomy places the organism in Eukaryota, Metazoa, Arthropoda, Insecta, Diptera, Tephritidae. The record is from RefSeq and is a predicted model, not a curated record.